This is a messenger RNA of Olea europaea var. sylvestris, 363 nucleotides long. Its product is annotated as glycine-rich protein 5-like. NCBI's taxonomy places the organism in Eukaryota, Viridiplantae, Streptophyta, Magnoliopsida, Lamiales, Oleaceae. The coding region runs from base 1 to 363 and encodes 120 amino acids. The record is from RefSeq and is a predicted model, not a curated record. The transcript has a single exon.
AUGACUUCCAAAAUUGUUCUCUUGGUUCUUCUCGGUGUUCUCAGUUGCACCAUCAACGCAAGAAAGCUAGUGGGCUCAGAUGGUCCUGUCAAUGAUGAAAAAUUCUUCUUUGAUAACUGGAAUUUAGGAGGUGGUGGAGGCGGAGGCGGUGGCGGUGGAGGUGGAGGAACAGGGGGUGGUUCUGGUUUUGGAGAAGGAUUUGGUGGUGGAUUUGGAAGUGGUGCUCAAGGAGGAGGAGGAGGUUUUGGUGGCGGAGGCGGUGGUGGAGGCGGAUUGGGUGGAGGAUCCGGUAGUGGAUUUGGAUUUGGUGCAGGAUACGGUGGUGGGAUAGCACAUGCAGCCGUGGAAGAAUUCAUGGUGUAA